GAGCACCACAAUUCUUCCCAAAUUCUCCUUGCCAGUGACGCCAAAUAGAAACAAAGUCAGUCUCUCUCCUUCCCCUCUCUCUCGCCGAAGGCGGCAUCUGUCCCAGAACGAGAAGGAGAGAGAGCCCGUCCGACACUCUCAAAAAACCCAUCGAUUCCAUAGUUCUACGUCUCCUCUUUCUCCCUCCUCUCUACUCACCGCCUCUCUUCUGAGAUCCAGAUCUUGAUCUCCUUCUCUCCCGUCCUCGGUUGGAUCUAGGGUUCUUCUUGCUCUCAAGCCCUAGCAGCGCUCUGCUGCUGCGAUUGGAUCCCGUGGAACGGAUCUUGGCGGAUCGAAGCUGGAGCAGCUGAAGACAAUCGGGCGGGAGCUCGCCAUGGGCUCCCAGGGCGGAUGGGGCCAAUCGAAGGAGUUCUUGGACCUCGUCAAGUCCAUCGGCGAGGCCCGCUCCAAGGCCGAGGAGGACCGCAUCAUCCUCCGCGAGAUCGAUACCCUCAAGCGCCGGAUCGCCGAACCCGACGUACCCCGCCGCAAGAUGAAGGAGUAUCUCAUUCGCCUUGUCUACGUCGAGAUGCUCGGCCACGACGCCUCCUUCGGCUACAUCCACGCCGUCAAGAUGACCCACGACGACUCCCUCCUCCUCAAGCGCACUGGCUACCUCGCCGUCACCCUCUUCCUCAACGAGGACCAUGACCUCAUCAUCCUCAUCGUCAACACCAUCCAGAAGGACCUCCGCUCCGACAAUUACCUCAUCGUCUGCGCCGCCCUCACCGCCGUCUGCAAGCUCAUCAACGAGGAGACUAUCCCUGCUGUGCUUCCCCAGGUCGUCGAGCUGCUCGGCCACUCCAAGGAGGCCGUCCGCAAGAAGGCCGUCUUGGCCCUCCACCGAUUCUACCAGCGAGCGCCCAACUCCGUGUCUCACCUCAUCUCCAAUUUCAGGAAGAGGCUAUGUGAUAAUGAUCCAGGGGUGAUGGGUGCAACACUUUGCCCUCUUUUCGAUCUUAUUAAGGAAGACAUAAACUCGUACAAGGAUUUGGUUGUUAGUUUUGUUAGCAUUCUUAAGCAAGUUGCUGAAAGAAGGCUUCCAAAGACCUAUGAUUACCAUCAGAUGCCAGCUCCUUUUAUUCAGAUAAAACUACUAAAAAUCCUUGCAUUACUUGGUAGCGGUGACAAGCAGGCAAGCGGACAUAUGUAUACCAUCCUAGGUGAUAUUUUUAGGAAAAGUGAACCAUCAAGCAACAUUGGCAAUGCUGUAUUAUAUGAAUGCAUAUGCUGUGUUUCAUCCAUCUUUCCCAAUCCUAAGUUACUAGAGGCUGCUGUUGAAGCUACUUCAAGAUUUUUGAAGAGUGACAGUCAUAAUCUUAAAUAUAUGGGUAUUGAUGCUCUUGGUCGACUUAUAAAAAUAAAUCCAGAUAUUGCUGAAGAACACCAGCUGGCUGUUAUUGAUUGCUUAGAGGAUCCUGAUGAUACUCUAAAGCGCAAGACCUUUGAGUUACUUUAUAAAAUGACUAAGUCCUCAAAUGUUGAAGUGAUAGUUGAUCGCAUGAUUGAUUACAUGAGAAGCAUAAAUGAUAAUCAUUACAAAACAGAAAUAGCAUCGCGCUGUGUUGAGCUUGCUGAACAAUUUGCACCAAGCAACCAAUGGUUUAUCCAGACCAUGAAUAAGGUCUUUGAGCAUGCAGGUGAUCUUGUAAAUGUUAGAGUGGCACAUAAUUUAAUGCGACUAAUUGCUGAAGGAUUUGGAGAGGAUGAUGAAGGUGCCGAUAGUCAACUGAGAUCCUCUGCUGUGGAUUCAUAUUUAUGUAUUCUUGGGGAGCCAAAGCUUCCAUCUGUAUUUCUGCAGGUCAUAUGCUGGGUUCUAGGUGAAUAUGGGACAACAGAUGGAAAGUAUUCUGCUUCUUAUAUAAUUGGGAAGUUAUGUGAUGUGGCAGAAGCCCAUUCAACUGAUGACACUGUCAAGGCUUAUACUAUAUCAGCAAUCAUGAAAAUAUGCGCAUUUGAAAUUGCUGUUGGAAGGAAAGUGGAACUAUUGCCUGAGUGUCAAUCCCUGAUUGAUGAACUAUCAGCAUCACAUUCAACAGACUUGCAGCAGCGUGCAUAUGAGUUACAAGCCUUGUUGGGCUUAGAUAGCCAAGCUGUUGAAAGUGUGAUGCCAUCGGAUGCAAGCUGUGAGGAUAUUGAGAUUGAUAAGAACCUCUCAUUCCUUGACAGUUUUGUGAACCAGUCCAUGGAAAAGGGAGCAAGGCCUUAUAUUCCUGAGAAUGAACGAUCAGGCAUGUUCAAUAUUGGCAAUUUCAGAAGCCAAUACCAGCAUGAGGCUUCUAGUCAUUCUCUCAGGUUUGAGGCAUAUGAGCUUCCAAAGCCCUCACCUCCACCAACCAUCCCUCAAGUUGUACUUCCACUCCCAACCACUGAUCUAGUUCCAGUGCCUGAGCAAACCUACCCUAGAGAAACCCACCAUGCCCCUAAUCUUCCAUCUGCAACUGAUGCCUCAUCUGUUGAUUUUGGAGUUAAACUUCGGCUUGAAGGUGUUCAGAGGAAGUGGGGUAGACCUACAUAUUCAUCACCCUCCGCAUCUUCUAGCUCAAGUACUCAGAAGACAGCAAAUGGGGCUACCCAUCUUGAUGGACGAACAGUGAGCUCCCAAACACGAGAUAAUUUCUAUGAUUCUAGGAAACAGCAGGCUGAAGUUUCAGCUGAAAAGCAGAAGUUAGCUGCUUCUUUAUUUGGUGCUUCAACUGCUAAAAGUGAGAAGAGACAACUGCCUACCCACAAGACACCUAAGGGUGUUCCAACGACUGCAGAGAAGCCAGCUGUUAAAGGAGCCAUUUCAUCUUCUGAACCUCCCAAGGAGAAGACAGUUCCUUCUUCCCCACCUCCAGAUCUGCUUGACUUGGGUGAACCAACUCCAGCAAGCACUCCAUCUAUAGAUCCCUUUAAGCAGCUGGAAGGGCUCCUAGGGCCAACAUCAGCCCCCUCAGCUAUUGAUCACUCUUCUGCAGCUGGUCCUAAAACACCAGAUCUUAUGGCACUUUACACAGAUACUCCACCAGCUGCGGUAAGCUCUGGUUCCUUAAAUCCAGAACUGGCUGACAUAUAUACUGUUAAUAAGAACUCGCAUGGAACAACAAAUGUGGCAGCCAUGAAUAAGGGCCAGAAUCGCCAAGAUUCCUUGCAGAAAGAUGCAACUGCAAGACAGGUGGGCGUGACACCAACAGAGAAUAACCCUAGCCUAUUCAGGGACUUGCUGGGCUAGAGAAGGAAGCUGGGGUGACCCCUAUGUUGUGACAAAAUAUAUAGAGUUUGACUGGAAUCCAAGUGGAUGGUAUACCUUCUGGCUAUGCUGGAUUCUAUCACAUCUGAGUGUACUGAAAAUUGAUUAUUUGAUUGAUACGGUUGGAAAUUUCGAGCUCUUGGUGGAAGAAUGCUUGGUUGAAAUUUAUAGAGGACGUCAUGCGUGUUGGUGGGGUAGUCCUUGUAAUUUUUCUGGGACAAUGUCACGUUCGGUGGUCAAGGUGUAUAUGCAGUCUGUGUAGUGAAAAUGUUUAUGCACUUUUGCUUAGUAGAGAGGGGGAAUCGGUGCACUUGAGGAGGAAUACGCUGGUGAAUAGAAUGGCUAGAUUUGUUGAAAUGCUUGCAAUGAGAACUGUAUUUUUUCCCACCUAGUUGAAAUAAAUUUUAAGACCUUUCAGGAACAUUUUAGAAUAAAUUAUUGGGCUUUUUAUGGACUCUUUUUUUUAUAAAAAAAGCUCAGCUGUAAUUUUCUGCCUUGA
Phoenix dactylifera (date palm) is the source of this 3770-nucleotide messenger RNA. Its product is annotated as Adaptin family protein. Gene Ontology annotation, cellular component: AP-4 adaptor complex; membrane coat. Gene Ontology annotation, biological process: vesicle-mediated transport; intracellular protein transport. The record is from RefSeq and is a predicted model, not a curated record. Lineage: Eukaryota; Viridiplantae; Streptophyta; Magnoliopsida; Arecales; Arecaceae.